Molecule: messenger RNA, 1193 nt
Organism: Tarenaya hassleriana
Lineage: Eukaryota; Viridiplantae; Streptophyta; Magnoliopsida; Brassicales; Cleomaceae
Product: probable WRKY transcription factor 40
Exons: 4
Coding region: 157-1026 (289 amino acids)
Biological process (GO): regulation of DNA-templated transcription
Molecular function (GO): sequence-specific DNA binding; DNA-binding transcription factor activity
Source: RefSeq, a predicted model, not a curated record
AGUACCAAAACAAAUCUCUGAAUAUCUCUGAACAAUUCAUUCGGCUUUGGAAGUCAUAUAUAUACAUAUAUAUAUAUAUAUACACGCAUCAGGGAAAGAUUCACAAGAUCCAAUACCGAGGUAUACAAACAUACACACACAUAUAUACAUACAUACAUGGAGUAUUCUUCGCCUUGGGUCGACACUUCUCUGGAUCUCAGCAUCGGCGUUACUCAUAUGCAGGUUGAUAAAUCCACGGAGAGUGCUUUGGUCGAGGAACUAAACCGCGUGAACGCAGAGAACAAGAAGCUGUCGGAGAUGCUAACUGCCGUGUGCGAAAAUUACAAAGCGUUGAAGAAACAGUUGAUUAUGUAUGUCAACGAGAACGAGAGAGAGAUUAGUCCGUCGAAGAAACGCAAAUCUCCGGCGAGAGUUCAUGAAGAUGACGUCAUCGGGGUCUCCGAGAGCAGUUCUACUGAACAAGAUGAGUUGUGUAAGAAGCAGAGGGAAGAGACUGUUAUCAAGGAGAAGGUCUCCAGGGUUUAUUACAAGACUGAAGCUUCUGAUACUAGCCUUGUUGUGAAAGACGGGUAUCAAUGGAGGAAAUAUGGACAGAAGGUCACAAGGGACAAUCCAUCUCCAAGAGCUUACUUCAGAUGCGCAUUUGCUCCGAAUUGUCAUGUCAAAAAGAAGGUGCAGAGAAGCAUGGAGGAUCAAUCCGUGUUGGUUGCAACCUAUGAGGGUGAGCAUAACCAUCCAAUGCCUUCACAGAUGGAAGCAACCGCUGGCUCGAAGAGCUAUAUAGCGAUGGCUUCAGCCCCGACUGCAGCCAACAGGCCUGAGCCCGCCACAACCAUUGACCUGACCGGAUCUGAGAAGCCUCGUGGUACCUCCAAGAAUCAGAACUCAAUAAUCGAUCUACCAGAAGUUCAGAAACUCUUGGUGGAACAGAUGGCUUCUUCUCUGACCAAAGAUCCCAACUUUACAGCAGCUCUAGCCGCAGCUGUUUCAGGGAGACUGUAUCAGCAUACUUCCAUGGAGAAAUAGUUCAUAGGAUAAUCUAUAGUUUCUUUCUGCUGGUGUGUUAGAUGAUUUAAGUCAGCAUUGUUCAAUAGAUUGAUUCACAGAAGGAAAAAGGAUCUCCUUUGUGAUAUUGAAAUGUAACAUGUAAUAUUUUCAUAUGAAUAUGGUGGAUCUCGCCUUGAGGCUUCUCA